UUCAAUUUUAAAUGAGAGACGAUAGUUCCUUCUCCCUGUUACUGAAACCCACAACAAACACCAAAACUGACCCAACUCCUCAGGCCAGGGUUGAGGCUGUGGGUUGUACGAGACAUUUUUCCAGCCAGUCGGUACAUUUUGAGCUCCAACCGCCUCUCGUCGACAGCUGUUUGAUGGGCACCCAGGAGGGAGAAAGAGAUUGGGUAGAUGUGGCAAAUGAUCUACUCAGCAAGUGUCACAUAAGCCUAAGGCUGAGGAAAUUGACAGACUGUGAUGCAAAUGUUUUCAUUGCGCUGUAUGAAAACAUCCUGGGGGAGAAAGUUCCAGAUUACAUUGCAGCACCAUGCAGUCAAGAAGAUGACGUCCAUAAUGUUCAGUCUGUGAUUGAUUCACUGUCCCUGGAUUACCUUCAGAUCAGUCUCUCACACAUUACAGGAGAAAAUGUUGUCAGAGGGGACAAAGAGUCCACUAAGAACCUCCUGGAAAUCUUCGAUGGCCUCCUGGAAUAUCUCAAGGAGGAGAUAAGCGAGGAGUCACAGAAUGGAGAGGAACUGAAUGACAGUCUCAAUGAGGACCUCCCUGGUGCAGCCAAGGAGCCGACAAGCUGCAAUGACACAGAGCAUAAGAAGACUGAACUGGAUGGAGCAUCUGAGUCUUCCAGUGGAGAGUCCGCUGUCCAUUCCAGUAAACAUUCCCUCCAUACCUGGAAUACUGAGGAGAUGGGAUCAACUAAUGAGCUCAUCGGGCUGGGAGUCUCGGCACGCACAUUCAACCCCAAACAAGAAGGACCGGCUGUCCCUCCCCAAACUUCAGAGGUAGUCACCACCUCUGGUCCUCUGGAUGCUCAGGAUGUUCCACUGACUGAACCGCUGCCCUCAGCCAUCGCCCUGCAGCCACCCAACCAGAGCGACACCCCCCACCGACCUGACACAGAGCCACAUUCACCCAGCCACUCCCAAACAGCUGCUGGCCUUAGCCAGGGGAAUGCAGGAGAAGAAGCCGCUCCUGUCACCACAGAGAGCUCUAAACCUGUACCUGAGACAGUAGUUACCAAUGGACUACAGUCCCCUCCUCUUAUCCAGUCUCCUGCUGCAAGUGAGAAAUCUUUGUCAAGUCAGCAAAGAGCUGGGACAGAAGUGGAGGGAGAGACAAUAGAGCCAACUAAUGGGGGCCCUAGGCGGGUUUUAUUUCGCACAAAGCCAGAUGUGCUCUUCCUCAACCUGCAGGAUGAGAUGGCGGUCACAACCCCUUCUCCACCAGACACUGAGGAGGAAGAGUUCAAUGAGGAGGAUCUGAGUUAUCCACGAAGACAACCAGACAGAAGGGUAGUCCACAGAGACAGGAGAGGCAUCAGUAGCAGGUUGGAGGAGGAAGAUUUAGAGGAGCCUCUGUCGUAUCGCAGACAGAGGAACAAGAAAGCAGAAGAGGAGCUGCAUCACUUAUCUGAGAACCUCUCCCAUCGACUCGAGGAACUUGAUCAGAUGCUCAAACGAGUUCUGGGUGAAAGUGGAGAGUCCAGUGACGUCAGAGAAGAGGACAAGCAGUCCCACCACAGUGACAGCAUCAUGGAGUGUCGCAGGACUCCGAGACAACACACGAUUUCAGGAACACCCGACGUUGAAUCCCCCCACCGGACACGCUCCUUGUCCCCCUCCCCUCCACGUGUCCGUCACUCCAUGCAGGGACAGUUGGAAGGUGCCACAGCCUUGAGUCUGGAUGAUGGGAGACAAACCAACCUUGCCGUUUCGGAUUCUUCGAGGCGAGGAGAGCUACACCACAGACAGUCUCACAGAAAACAUCGAAAGUAUCUGGAAAAUAAGGCUUAUGAAGAGGAGUUGAAAAGAUAUGAAGACAAAAAACGGGCAGAUGUAGACAAGGCACGCCUCAAAGCUCAGGAAGCCGAGCGCCAGUACAGAGAAGCAAUACUGAGGGAUGUUUCUGACGCUCCCAGACUGUCCCCAGCUGGAACGAAGGCCCAGCAUAGGUCACAACGUACCACACAAACCACACCAGGACGGAGAUGGCAGGAGGCCCCUAGAAAAGCUCCAUCAAUGAAGGUGAAGGAGAAUGAGCUUCUCCCUGUGCUCCUGGAGGAGUGGCCUUACCUUCACAUCUCCCCCCACACACUGGGUCGGAUGUGGGAGCAGCAGAUGCAGCAGGUGGACAGACUCCACGCCCUGUCAUCCUCUGAUAGCAGGCGUCGCAGCAAACUCUCCAGCCAGGUGGAGGAAGCUCAGAGGAAGCACGACCUGCUGGUGGAGAUCAUUCGCAAAGAGCAAGACCACAACAGGCGUCUGAGGGACUUCAAAGAGCGUAUCCAGCAGCAGAAGUCGACCCAGAACAGACUGAGGGAACAGAGGCAGCAGAUAGCACGUGCCAAGAAGUACCACAACGACUACCACGUCCAGCACCGUGCCCGCCUAAUGAGGGCACGCACCAAGGAGGAGAGGAUGUUUCGACAGCUGUUUGAGGAGGGUUUGGAGCUACAGAAAGUCCAGUUGAGAGAGCAGAAAGCCUACGCCAGGGAGCAGCGACUGGAACAUCAGAGACGACAUGAGGACCAGAUCAAGUCCAUGGAGAACUACUACAAAGACCAAUUUUCACUACUAGCUGAAAAACUUGCACAAGAGCGACAGGAGAUCCAGGUUCGCAAAAAAGCUCAAGAAAAGGCUCUGCUGAAGAUGAAGCGAGAGCUGCGUUCCAGGAUGGAGCGUGAGAUUGGUGAACUGCAGAAGAUCAUCAUUCAGAAUGAUGAGGACGACCAUUUCCAGGACCUGGAGGUCCAGCGGCUGCGCAAUCGGGUCCAGAUGGCUUCUUUCCAGUACAACACUAGCUAUCUGCACUGAGCAGGGAUGUGAGACACAGGGCUGUUUUAAGCUCCACUCAACCAAGGAUGGAUUUACAUCAGAAGAACAUGCUGCAGAAGGCUUUGUUUCUGCCAUUCACAACUAAGGGUACGACAUUCUGGCGGCUGAACAGUCUCCUCGGCAUCUUCCGUCAGAUUUGCACAGAAGAGGAAAUUCACAUUGUAAGAACUGAUGAUUACUGAUGAACUGAAAACACUCCGACAAAAUGUAGCUUUAGCUAAUUUAGCUAACUCUUCCUCUCACCUCAGCUGCUAUACCUGAACUUAACGACACCUUGGACCAAGUCCCCUCUUCCGUGGGUUUUAGUACUUGAUAACUAAGAAUGUUUUAAAAUGGCUCCCUCACUGUGCAGUCUUAACGUGCUGAUAUUGUAGCAAACGAUUAGUAAAAAAUGUUCUUCUUCUUGCCAAAUAGGGACCACUGAUGCAAAGUUAAUAAGUAUGAAUGUCCCACACUGAAUGAUUUUUAACUUCCAUUUUUCCCUGGUGUAUGUGCGAUGUCUUUCUUUUAAUGAUUUAACCAUGCCAGUGGAUUAUUUAUUUUUUAACUUUAAUAUUGUUUGAUUUUUAAUUAACCUGGUGUUGUCUUGUCUGAUCACCAGGGGCGAUGAUAAUCAGUCUUUCAUGACUCCUUCUCCUCAGCUCCAUUGUGAUUGUUUCUAAUUCUCAGCCAGAACUAAACACAUGGUACUUUUAAACCAAUACAAAGAGUUGCAAUGUUAAAACAGUGUCUACUGAUAUUGUGCAUUGUAUCCAAUGAACACAUGAAUGCCCCGUCAUCAUCAUCCAUUAAAUGUGUGGGCUCCCUCAUCUCCUCCAACUAGAAUGGGUCACACUUUAAGGCCUGAGUUAUUUGCAUGAGGUGCAGGUCACUGUUUUACUAUAUUAAUUGAGGUUUAAGGCUGAUACUAAAACAGAAGUAGCACAAAGAUAUAAAGUCACAGACCAGAUCCUGUAGAAGGCAUCUAUAGCAUGACAAGAAAGCAACGUGAAGGCUGAGAUUUCAAAUUGAAGGUGUGAAGAUCAAAUCAAUUCUUAAAUUGAGGAGGAAAAAAUACCUGUGCUGUACUAAAGAUGAUAUCCCACCCACGUACCUAUGUAUUUACACCUUAAUAAGCAUGAUCAGAGCUCAAUAUGCAAAUUAGAUGGGUGGGGUCAACUUGUCCAAGGUCAUAGAAGGAAACACCAUUGAUGGACAUCCAUUAGUUUAAAUUCAUUUCUAGUAAGAAAAGAUUAACCAGCAAAACUAUAACUUGGGGUAUUUUGCGAGGCUUGCUUAAGGCCUAGUCCACAUGGACACAGGUAGUUUUGAAAACGUCCAUUGUGUUCUCAAAUUUUUUUGGUCUAUAUAAGCACUGUUAUAAAAAGUCUCUGUCCAAAUGAAAACAUAAAACAAUUGAAGCGCUGUAAAGAGCAUAUCAAACCAACAGCGGUCAAUAUAACUGUAACCCCAAAGCCUCACAAAAGAUGUUGAUGUCCUCAACAUAGUGGAAGAGUAACUGUACAUUUAUGUGUUAACAUGUAAAACUUCUUGUAAGCAAGGUUAGAGCCAGCUCUCUUAUGGUCACGCCCACCAUAGCAUGAAAGGUCACCACAUUUGUGACAAAGGAGAUAAUGGUGAACACACUUAUGUCAAGCCAAAAACUCCUUUCUCCAUGUCUACGUCAACACUAAAAACUGAGUUUCUGAACAUCUUUAGCCAGGAUACUAAGUUUAAAGAGAGUUUAAAGAGAGAUUCUUUUUUUUUCAGUUGCCUUAAACACAGUUUUUGUGGGGAUAAAAGGCCAAAACACAUAGAAAAAGCUACAUUUCCGAAUAUACCCGUGUAUGUGUGGACAAAGUCUAGGAAAGCGGGGAGAGUUUGGUGACCUUUCAACUUGCUGGGCAAUUUCUUUUUUCAGAAAGUACUCAUGACUGAGAUCCAUUUGCAAUGAGAACUGACCACCUCCAGAUGUGAUGUCAUUCCAAUCAUAAUGCAUCCGGCAUGCAUUUACACUGUGCUUUAACAUACAUUACCCAGGUAGCAUAUCUAGAUACAGGUGUGUUACGAUGGCAGGUGUAAAUGGGGUCUUGUGUUCAACAUCUAACAAUGAAUAUGAUGAGUCAUUAAAACAAUUUUUAAUAUUGCUUGAAAAUUGUUGACAACAAGCUGUGUUUGAACAGCUGCGUGUUGUGGAACUACAUGUUGGCACACGAAAGGCAAUGGGAAAACAUUAAUGACAUCUUGAAGUAAGAAAUUUAAAAAACGGUCCAUCUUUCCAGGGAACAGUCUCUCACACCGACAGCAGCAAUUUAUCUGCUCACUAGAACGCUCUCUUCACUGUCAAUCAAAAUCAAGUAUUCUCCCUUCCCAAUCACUUGGCUGUAGAUUUGGCAAGCUGAGAUAACUACUUUCUUGCUUGCACUCAGUCGUCUUCGGAUGUGUGUGAUGGCAUCAGAAAAAAAACGUAUAGGGAAGUUGAUGACAGCGUUGUGAUAUUCCAGAAAAAAAAAAA
This is a messenger RNA of Epinephelus lanceolatus (giant grouper), 5361 nucleotides long. Its product is annotated as centrosomal protein of 95 kDa-like. Gene Ontology annotation, cellular component: spindle pole; centrosome. The record is from RefSeq and is a predicted model, not a curated record. NCBI's taxonomy places the organism in Eukaryota, Metazoa, Chordata, Actinopteri, Perciformes, Serranidae.